Penaeus vannamei (Pacific white shrimp) is the source of this 7668-nucleotide messenger RNA. The record is from RefSeq and is a predicted model, not a curated record. NCBI's taxonomy places the organism in Eukaryota, Metazoa, Arthropoda, Malacostraca, Decapoda, Penaeidae.
GUGCCUUAUGUUGCUAGCGGGGCAGCUCCGUAGCGGCGCCACACAGAACAGCAACGAUGACGACCCUACUGUGAUCUCGGCCCCCGACGGCCAGGACGCCCCCUCCCUGGUCAUCACGGACGGCGCAGCAGCAGAGGGUGAGCCUCCAGACGCCUCUCCCCCGAGCCACGAGGGGACCCAGGUCGAGGACCCCAGCUAUGAGGUUUGGGGCACGCCAGGUUCCAGUUCUGCUGACAAUGAUACCCAAGGUUUUGCUAAUUUGAUUGACGAAGCAGAUGCUGGAUUUAAUGUGGGUGAUGGACAGCGAGAAGGCCAUUUUACAGGAGCAUCUCGUGUUGUUAUCCCUGUCCCACUUGACCUCAGAGGCUACACCUCCAUGAGCUUCCGAACAUGUCGUUAUGGAGCAUUAUUAUCACAAGAGGGUUCAAGUGGAGACACCCUACUAUUAGAAUUAAAUGCAGAGGGUAGCUUGGUACUCACCUUGACACGCCAUGGACAACCCUACGUUACUACACUUGGUAGAAGACUUAACAACAAUGUCUGGCACAGGGUCUACCUCAGGUUUGAGCUGGGUGUCCUCCGAUUAGGGGUAGAUCACUCAACAGUUGUUGUGGCUAACACCACCAGUUCAAGUGAAACUCUUCUAGACUUAGGCUUGUGGUCACGCACACCUCAGCUAACCAUAGGUGGAAAUUUCACUGGAUGCAUCCUUCAAGGAGCAGGGACAGAAAUGACAAACCCACAAGCAUUACACACAGGAGUAGAGUGGGGUUCCUGUCCUCUUCCGGAUGGGACCAACUGCACUGGAGGUGGUUUUGCUGAUCCCUGUUUCUCACAACCUUGUGGUAGACGUGGCCAGUGCAUUCCACUUCAGGAGAGCUAUCGAUGUGAUUGUUAUACACGUUACUCAGGAGAAACUUGUGAAACUGAUAACGGACCCCUCUGCCACCUACCAGAAUAUGAAUGUCAAAAUGGUGGACUCUGUCAGGAAGACAGGCUAGGUAAUUCCACUACUUGUGCCUGUCCAACUGGCUUUACAGGCACAGUGUGUCAGGUGUCCAUCGAUGCAAGUUUCUGUGACAAUGCUGACAAUCCAUGUCAGAAUAAUGCCACCUGCACAGUGACGCCAUAUGAAGACAGAUAUGAGUGCCUUUGCUUACCAGGAUUCGCAGGAGAACACUGUGAAACGAAUAAUGAUGACUGUGCCUCUCUUCCCUGCCUUCAUGGUGGCAUGUGCAGCGAUGGAAUUAAUGAUUUCAGAUGUGACUGCGAUGGCACUGGUUAUGAGGGAGAAACAUGUGAAAACAAUAUAGAUGAAUGUUCUACCAUGCAGCCAUGCCUUAAUGGAGCAACAUGCUUUGAUCUCUAUGGUGACUAUGAGUGUGCAUGUACUCCUGGUUACGGUGGGAAACAUUGCGAAGUGGAAGUUCUCGAAUGCUCAUCUGAUCCCUGUCAAAAUGGGGGAACAUGCACAGACCUUCAAAAUGCAUACAGAUGUUCAUGUAUGUUUGGCUUUGAGGGUGACAAUUGUGAGCAUAAUAUCAACGACUGCUAUAACGUUACUUGCCCCGAGAACUCCUAUUGUAUGGAUGGAGUUAACGAAUACGUUUGCAGAUGUAGCCCUGGAUUUUCAGGUUCCCCACCUAACUGUCUCGAAAUAAACGAAUGCGAUUCCUCUCCAUGUCUGAAUGGAGCUUCAUGUUACGACCAAGAUAAUUCUUUCACAUGCAUCUGCACUCAAGGUUUUACUGGAAGCAAUUGUGAGAUCAACAUUGAUGACUGUAUGUCAGACCCAUGCCAGAAUGGAGGCACUUGUAUAGAUGGGAUUGACACCUAUAGUUGUGAGUGUGCACCAGGAUUUGAGGGAAGCCACUGCGAAGAAAAUCGUAAUGAAUGUGCCCUUAAUGUAUGCGUACAUGUUAAAGACUGUCGAGAUUUGAUUGGAGACUAUGAAUGUGAAUGUGAAGAUGGAUGGUUUGGCAAGAACUGUGAUGAAGAAGUAGAUGAGUGUGCUUCAUCCCCUUGUAAAAAUGGUGCAUCAUGCAAGGACAGACUCAAUGGAUUUGACUGUACAUGUCCACCUGGCUUUACAGGCAAAACUUGCGAAACUGAUAUUGAUGAAUGUGCAGUAAACCCUUGUCUCAAUGACGGUAUUUGCAUUGAUGGCCUCAACAACUAUACAUGUGAAUGUGGUGAUGCAUAUAUGGGAUUGAACUGUGAGGAGGAGUAUGAUGCCUGUGCAUCCAACCCUUGCCAAAAUUCUGCUUCAUGUAUCACAACACGUGGACAACAAGACUUUUAUUGUGAAUGUAUACCAGGUUUUGAGGGCUUCUACUGCAGCAACAAUAUCAAUGACUGCUUUGAUGUAACUUGCUCUGAUGGUAAGGUGUGCUAUGACCUGAUCAACAGCUAUGAAUGCCGCUGCCCAGAAGGAUUUACUGGAGAGAACUGCUCCGUUAAUAUUGAUGAAUGUGAGAGCAGUCCCUGUCUCAAUGGCGGGGAGUGCCAUGAUGGCAUGGCAAAUUAUAGCUGUGUCUGUCCAGAGGGAUACACAGGCCAUAACUGUGAGACUGACGUGGACGAAUGCGAGCUUCUACGGCCAUGUGUCAAUGGCAUUUGCCGAAACACCAUAGGGUCAUACCAGUGUUACUGUCGACCUGGAUUCUCUGGUGAUCUCUGCCAUGUAGACUUUGAUGAGUGCCUUUCUCUACCUUGCCAGAACAGCGGCACUUGCAUCAACAGGAUAAAUGGUUAUGAGUGUGUCUGCCAGCCUGGUUUUACGGGUACUGAUUGUGAUAUUGAUAUUGAUGAGUGUGAGAGUGCUCCCUGUCAAAACAAUGCUACCUGUUAUGACGGUAUUGCCAACUUCACAUGCGAGUGCCUGCCUGGCUUCACUGACCAACUAUGCUCCACAAAUAUUGAUGAAUGCGAGUCCGAGCCAUGUUUGAACGGAGGCACGUGCACAGAUGGCAUCAACAGCUACACAUGUAACUGUAGUGAUACAGGCUUCAAGGGUGAACAAUGCGAAAUAAACAUUGAUGACUGUGAGUCCUCUCCAUGUCAGCACGGAUCAACCUGCUCAGAUCUAGUGAAGGAUUACAAUUGUGCCUGUUUUGAUGGCUAUACAGGGAAAAAUUGUGAAGAGGACAUUUUGGAGUGUGAAGAAUUCCCAUGCUUUAAUGAUGCCACCUGUCUGGAGAGAAGUAACCUCACCCUCUAUGAAAUGGGAAUAUUUUCAAAUUUCAGUUAUGAGAAUGCUGGAGGAUUUACUUGUGAAUGCAUUCCUGGUUUUACUGGUGAUUUUUGUGAGACAAACAUAGAUGAGUGUGCAAGCAGUCCAUGUAUAAAUGGCCAGUGUAUUGAUGGUAUCAAUGCAUAUUCUUGUGACUGCUGGCCAGGAUAUGAAGGUUUUAAUUGUGAAAUUGAAAUUAAUGAAUGUGAGCUCUACAGGCCUUGUGACUAUGGCACCUGUGUUGAUAAGGUGGCUGAUUAUGAAUGUGUCUGCGAAGAGGGCUAUGGGGGGAAGAACUGCUCAGUCCCGCUGACGGGCUGUCUUGGAGUAGAGUGCUUCAAUGGAGGCACUUGUGAGGCACUGCUCUUUAAUGAGACCAUCCAUGACUUCAAGUGCCACUGUGAACACGGCUUUACUGGUCGUAACUGUGAGGAGCCUACUACUGUAUCUUUCUCUGGGAACUCUUACAUUGUGAUCAAUUCUCAGAGGGAAGAAGGUUAUGAGCUGGCCUUCAGAUUCCGUACCACUCUCCCCAAUGGAAUUCUUGCUGUAGGUCAGGGAGAGACUUACAUCAAGUUGGAGCUUCUUAAAGGACAACUCAACCUCCAUUCUUCACUUCUCAAUAAAUGGGAAGGUAUAUUUGCUGGUUCAGACCUCAAUGAUGGCCAGUGGCAGAAUGUUAGAAUGGCUGUAAAUGACAGCCAUGUUCUGCUGGCAGCAAAUGAUGAAGUGACAGUGCACCCCAUCACACUUGUAAGAUCUACGAACAGCUCAGAAACAAGCUUUAACACUUCAUUUUCUACAACUGUCCUUGGAGGAGCCACAUCAACAUUGAGAAUACUUUUCAAAGGAGCACCAUUUUUCACUGGCUGCAUGGAAGAUGUAGUCCUUGAUGAUGAAGUUCUGAUACCAAGAACUGUGCCACAGCCAAUGAGGGAUUUAGUCCAGGAUGGUUGUCCUCGUGUUGAGCAGUGUGCCCCCAACCCUUGCAUGAAUGAAGGCCAGUGUCAUGACUUGUGGACCAAGUAUGAGUGUACUUGCCAGAGACCUUACCUGGGAGAUACCUGUCAGCUUAGUUUCACACCAGCCACUUUUGGAAAUGAAGACAUAAUGGACAGCUUGGUAACUGUGGUGAUCCCUGAGGUGGACCACACAACCUACAGGACACAUGCUGAUGUCUCGAUGCUGGUGCGCACAAGGGAAAGCAAUGGACUGAUUUUCUACCUAGGAACAAGGGAAGACGAUAUCUCUAUAUCAUCUCCUGGAACCCACUUGCUAGCAGAGUUGAAGGACAACCAAUUAGUUGUGCGCACUCAGUUAGGCGGUCCAGAAGAAAUGUUCAUUAUUCCAGAUGUUACACUUACUGAUGGUGAACCACAUCUGCUUCAUGUGAAGCGUAUCAACAAUGACUUGGAAAUUUACGUUGACAAUGAGCAAGUCCUCAACGCUACACUGCAACAUGGAGGCAACCUAGAAGCUCAAGUUUUAUACCUUGGAGGUGUACCUGAUGGCUCCCACACCAGAGCGAAACGACAAUUAGGUGUCAGUAAUAUUACUGUGACUGUCACUCGACCUCACUUCAAGGGGACUUUGCAAGACAUCAGACUGAGCAAUGGUACAGAGACCCGACUUGUGCAGCCAUUCCCUCUGGAGAGUGUGACCCAAGUUGAUCUUCCAGGAGAAAAUCUGGAUGGCGUUGACUUGCAUAAUGUGCUUGAAGGAACUGUUAGUGAUGACACUUGCAACCCAGAUCCAUGUCAUAAUGGUGCAACAUGCACAGUCACUUGGAAUGAUUUUCUGUGUACUUGCACUUUUGGUUUCAAGGGCAAGACUUGUGAAGACCGUGAAUAUUGUGCAGUUUACCAGUGUCCAGUAGGAUCUGAGUGUCUGAACUUGGAUGAUGGCUAUGAGUGUGUCGCAAACUUGACUCUCAAUGGUAUCAAUUCUUCCAUUACAUAUUCACCAAGCUUUACAAACUUACAGAGGUCACUGAGUGAAAUAACUAUUACAUACAGAAGUCAGGUUGGAGGGGUUAUGCUCUAUGCAGCAAAUGCAGAUGCCAGUAUUUGGAUAGGUUCCAGUCCUGCCUCCAUUGUAGUGGAGCAAACCAAUGGAUCUGCUUCUCAGAAGACUUUCUUCAUGUCAAAUUCUACCUUGGAUGGGAACUGGCAUGUGCUCAAAGUUGUAGUUGAUCCUACAGGACUUCAGGUUUCACUAGAUGGGAAUAGCCUCCUUGGUAGUGACCUUGCUGUUAUUAUUGACCUUACUUCAUUGAUUCUUACUGGAGAGCUAAAGCUAGGUGCAGCACCACUGCCCUUGUCCACACUAAAUCUCCUGGACCCAUCAUUGGUGAGCCCAACCUCUACUCCUGGGAACACCAUACUACCAGACGAGUCAUUCAUGCCACAGGUGUUCCGUGGAUGCCUAGGUGCAGUGAGAGUCCAAGAGGUGUUGGUUCCAUUCUUCUCACAAACUGAACUUCUGAACAACAGUGCAGCAAACCAGUUUUUGAGACGGGAAGAAUCAUUUACAGAAAUUGGAUGCACAGUAUGUUAUGAGGAAGAGUGUGUCAAUGGAGGCUACUGUUCAGAUCCUUCAGAGGUAUACAGUUGUACAUGUGAAGCUGGAUUUGAAGGCAAUUUGUGCCAGAUCAACAUUGAUGAGUGCAUUGGGAAUGAAUGCCAGAAUGGAGCUUCAUGUGUUGAUGGCAUUAAUGAGUACACUUGUAACUGUGCACCAGGAUUUACAGGACAGUUCUGUGAGGAGGAUAUUGAUGAAUGUGCUGAUGAGCCUUGCAAAAAUGGUGGGUUGUGCUUCAAUGAAAUAGCUAAGUUCAGGUGUGAGUGCCCAGAAGAUUUCAUUGGAUUAACAUGUGAAGAACUGAAAGUCAAGAAUUGUUCCAACCGUAUGUGCCUGAACAAUGCUGUCUGUACUGAUAUUAUAAAUCCCUUGACAAAUGUAGCUGAUAACUACACCUGUAAUUGUCCAUUUGGUUUCAUUGGCUAUAAUUGCGAGACCAUCAAAGACUUCUGUAAACUGGAAAAUAUUUUCUGUACUCAUGGUACCUGUCAGCUCACCUACACAGAACCAGGCUGGGUAUGUUCUUGUGAAGCUGGCUGGGAAGGCCCCUAUUGCAGUAAAAAUAUUGAUGAUUGUGCCUUAGACCCUUGCAAAAAUAAUGCAGUAUGUGAAGACCUUCUUCGAGAUUUUAAAUGCCAUUGCCCUGAUACGUGGACUGGGGACACCUGUGAAGAGGAUGUAGAUGAAUGUUCCUCCAAUCCAUGUGUUGAUGGUGGAACAUGUGUGAAUCUCAUGGGGUCUUUUGAGUGCCUUUGUGAAGAUGAGUUUUGUGGUCAGACAUGCAGUUUAACCAACCCAUGUCUUGAGGUUAAUUGCAGUAAUGGUGGUCAGUGUGAACACUUUUGUGAUGAACACCGCCCAGAUCAAUUUAACCAGACAAUGGGAGUAUGUCGGUGUCAAGCAGGUUGGGGUGGAGAAUUCUGCACUGAAGAGGUUACACUAUUCCCAUCAGAUGUGGAUUUGGCCAUCAUUGUUGGAUGUGUUGUUGGACUCAUGUUAGUCAUAGCAAUAGUUGGUCUGACAGUGUUCCUUAUGAUGGCAAAAAAGAAGAGGCAAACUAGAGGAACCUAUUCACCCAGCAGACAGGAAUUUUACAGUCCAAGAGUAGAGAUGGGGAACAUGAUGAAACCCCCACCAGAGGAAAGACUCAUCUGAGCAAUGUACAGUGCUUCUAAGAGCCAAGUAUAAAAAACCUCCACAGUGAGAUGAUGCUCAAUUGUGAUAUCUGCGCACCCUUUGAUCUCCUCAGCCAGAAAGAUCUCUUGCUGGAAGAUUUGAUGCUGAUAUAUGAAGCAUUAUUUUAGGAUUUUAAUAAUGGAGGCUAUAGAGAAGUUGGAUUGGCUGAGGAAUUUUGUACACAAUGAAGAAGUUACAAGCAUGUGGUGUGCCACUAGAGAUAUGCUGAAGAGACUAAUAUGCUUGAACAAUGCAGUGAUAAUGGCCUUGUGGAAGAGGCUACAUGUAUAUAAAUAUGAUAAGUAAUGACUGAAGACUCAACAAUUUAAAUAGAUACAUGUGCAUCCAGAAGCUGUUAUGGAAGGGAUUGCUUUAAAAUGAAAAUUUGUCAAAAUAUCUUGAAACAAGUCUCAGUACUUUAAACAGCUGUUGCAACAAGACUAUUUAUAAUGUGAUAUAGUUGAGUCUGGAUAUAUUGACACAGGUCACUGUAACCUGUGACUUUUUUCCUUAUUCAUAUUUCUAGAAAAUUCUGUGAGAAUUUGAUUGCAGAAAGCUUGCUCAGUUGUUGUUUAAUAUAUUCUAUGUACAGCACAGAUACAAUAUUCAAAAUGAAAAGGACCAGUUUAUGAAGAUAUAAAAUAAUAACUAAUAACUUUGUAAAAGUUCGGAGAUUGGAA